AUGGUCAAGGAUAGCACCCGAAGCUCGCCGAGGAGCGCUCGUCGAUCCCUUGCGGGAACGAGCAGCAGCAAUGGCACGAGCUUUGUAACUUCACAGCAGAGCAAGCCCAAGCUGGCUCGACGGCCUCACAGCGUGGGUGGCAACCAGCUCGCGUCGAUGAUCGAGGAUGCUCAGAGAGAGGAGAGGGAAGAGGCCGCUCCUCCAAGUCGUCGCAAUGUGGUGAGUGUCGCUCGGCUCGACUCGGCUCGGCUGGACUCGACUUGACAGCUACAGUGAGCUGAUGCACCGAUGCGAACAUGCAUCCAUGAUGCGCUUCAGCCUGCUCCUCGCAAGUCGGCCAUCCGGAGCCGUGCACCCCAAGUCUUUGCCAGUCCCACUGGAGUCGUUCCCUCACCUGCCGUUCAGCGCUUGCGGGGCAACAUCACCAUGCCGCUCCAAGCGACGGGCAUGAUGAACUCCAUCAGCAACGUCAUUUCCGCCUUCACCGGACGAAAUGAUGACGGCGAGAAGCAGCCCUUCGAGCGAUCGAGCUCGGUGCCGAACAUUGCGCAGGCAAAGGACUCUGCUGGUUUGGCGGACAAUCGCGAGAACAACAGACCCAUCGAUUCAUCCCAUCCCACCGCUACGCAAGUCCGUCAACGCAGAGUCACGUUCAGCAAGACGAGGUCGAGGACGUGAGUGCUGGCCGUUGAUGAUUUCCUCCCGUGUGACUCGGCAGAGCUCAGGCUUACCCCUGGAUCGCGUCGGACCCCCGUAGAGAUUACGAGCGUGACGAGCCUACGAUGCGCAUUCAACCCGCUGGCAUGGACGCCGCAGAGCUUCACGACGUGACAGCGUCCAGCCUAUCUCGCGGAGGAUCGAGCUUGGACAUGUCCAGCUCCAUGGACGAUUCCGCCGAUGCCACAGAGUUCCUGAAUCGCAGCAGCAGUGCGCGCAGUAGGGCAGAUGAUAGCAACAUGGACAUUUCUCACAGCACCGCUUCAGCUUCUGGUCGAACACCCCAAGCUGAACAAGGCCAGGUCAGCUCGUUCAAUAGGAGGAGGAGAGACUCUGGUAUACCACAAGUCAUGCCAAUCGACGAGGACGACGAAGACGAGUCUAUGGACGAAUCGAUGGAUGAUUCGAUGGACUUGACUCAAGCUACCAAGAACGUCCAACCCGACGACCGCACUCAGACCAUGGAGAUCACGCAAGCGUUUGGUUUGAUCAAGGGCGCUCAGAGCGAAGACGAUGUCAGUGACGAGAUGGCGCAAGAGGCUGCCUCUAGCGUCGACGACAGCAUGGACGUCAGCCAAGAAGCGGCCCUUGCAGAUGCUGACGGGAGCGACAUGCAGAUCACGCAAGCUAUCGAUCAGCAGCGCGUGCCGCGGACGAGCGUUUCUAGACGUAAAAGCUCGCGACCUAGCGCAUCCUCGCGCUCUUCUUCCGCAGCUACCAAUCAAGGCAGAAAGAGCUCGCGCAAAAGCACUGCCUCCGGACAUGCGGACGGAUCCAUGACCAUGGAGAUGUCGCGUGGAGAAGAUGGCACGAUGGCAGAUGACAGCAUCGAUGAUAGCAUGGAUGAGGAUCCCUUGGGGAUGGCUGGCGCUCAGCGCGACUUGCCCGGCGAAGAGCUUGCCGCGGCGCAGGAGAAUGUCGCGAUUAGCAACAACAAGCGCAGAAUCUCUACAAUCCAGGAGGAAGACGAGUCGACCAAGAGGCAAGCGAGUCGGCUUGACUCCCCUGCCAAACGCACUGAGCCACAUGCCGCGCCGUCCACUCCGUCCAAGGCUCAUCAACCCUCUUUUGGUACACCCUCACGGCUGCGAGCGACGCUGCAAGGCCAGCAGGACGGUGCAUCAGUGGCUAGAUCACCUGCUAGAAGGGUCGUCGUAUCUGGACCUGCGAGCAAAGGGCAGACUUCCUCCGAAGCGAAAGCACCAGCGCACCAAGAUGUCGCGGGGGCUGCUCGGGAGCCGCGCGCCCUGGGCGCUCCGGUUCGUAAAGGAAUCGCAAAUGCUCGACCGUCCGUCGGUCUCCGUCCUCGACACAGCUUCGCCAUUGCUCAGAUCCACGACAAGGCAGACACCUCUGCAUCCUCGUCCGUCUCUUUCCAGAGUGGGCCUUCCGACAUGGAUGAGCCGCAUCGCAAGGUUUCCAUGUCAGAAUUCUUUGCUCAGCUUGGCAUCACGUUCCAUGAUAGCGUACCUUCGGCAAGUAGACGCCAGGUCGAGCCGGAAGAACAGAAGUCGGAGAGCGAUGCGCAGCCAGAAAUAAUGCGCUAUGCUAGCGUAGCUGCAGGCGCCGUUCCGAUGCUCGAGAGUCUCGUAUCGGUGAGUGUUUGCCUCAUUUCUGGGCUCAAUAGAGAAGCGCCAUGCUAAUCGGCUUGAAACUCCGUCUGCGAUGCUCUUUCAGGCUUGCAAUGACCUCGAGGCACACGUUGCGAAAGGUCGUGCCGAGCUUGAGCGCAAGGAGAGCGCCUUCACGCGCAAUCCUCCGCCAUUUGUGGCGGAGAUGUUGAGCGAGAAUAACUCUGAGCGCAAGGACGCUGAAGUGAGUGGUUCGAUGUUGAUGUUGCACGAAUGCGCCCCACUUACUCUAGAUGGUCGCCCUGUCACAGGCUCAGUGUCGCUUGCAAAAGGCAGCUGCUCGGGCAUUGACACUGGAAAAGUACUACGGCUGGCGUCUGGACAAUCAAUUUGGAGCUGAGAACGUCCAGCAUUUGCAGUCAAUCUAUGCCCGCCUCGCAGUGGACUCUGAGGUUGUGCACCGUGAAAACACGCAAAUGGCCAGCCACACGUUGCCCACGCUUCGAGAGCGUCGAGCAGCCCUGCAAGAAGAGUUGGAUCGCGAGGAGCAGCGCAGAGAGCUCAUCGCCCAAGCUGAUCCGACUGAGCUGCGCGGCUACCAUGACAGCAUCACGGAGCAAGGGUGAGUUUCGACCGGCUUCCCUCAGCGUCUCGAUGAGCCGGCGCGCUGACUCGCCGGUCUUGCCCGCUUGUGCAGUGUACAACUGGAGAGCAUGCGAGCACGCAAUGCAGAGCUUGAAGGCGAGCUAUCGCGCUUAGAGUCGCGUCUCCAGGAGUUUGCGACCAAGCGGGAAGCUACCGAGGAAGCGAUUAGCGCGGCCAAAGCCAAGUACGAGCAGAUCAAGGGUUUCACCACGUCCGAAGCGGCUCGUCUGCUUCGAGAGGUGAAAAAUUUGGAAGCACUUCAUUUGUGGAGCUUCAAAGGACAAGAAGAGGAUGGAAGAGUGUACAUGUGCCACGAUGAUGCGGUCGACGUCACGCUGCUGCUCAAUGCGGUCGGCGAGGUUGAAGAAGUAGACGUUGCUCCUGUGCUUGGGCUGGACGCUGCAUCUAUUCCUGCUUGGGCAAUCUCGGCCAUGGCAUCGGAAGCAAAGGCGAGCCCGUCGAAAGAUGUGACCAUGGUACGUGCAAUGUUGCCUCUUGCCGAUCUCCUUUGAGCUUGAGCUUAUAGGCUGCCUUUCGCAGGUGCUUCGCCGCAUCGCGAGGCUCUGGGCCAGAUCUCGCACGGUACGAACUGCAUACGAGCAUCUUCGUGCACGCUUCCCUGCUAGCAUGGCCACCACGGAAGCAUCGGACAAGAUCAUCCUGGGUGCGCAGGUGCUUCUUACAAGGCAGCGCACGAAGCUCAACAUCGAAGCUGAAUACUCCACCAAAGAUCUGCUGGCUUCUGAGCACGCUUUGAACACGACUUGCAAGAUCAAUGUCGAGUGUGUCUAUGGAAAUGCAGAGUGAGUCUUACUUUUGAGUUGCUGGCGUUGACGCAUCGCUCACAGACUCUUUCGGCUUGCCUCCCGCUUCCUUUGCUCUGCGCAGUCUGGCGGCCAUCUGCGACUCGCUCUCCAGUCAUCUGCGCAAAGCACCUGGAGCAGAGGGCCUCGCCUCAUCUUGCUCGGAAACCAUCGCAGCUUUCUCGUGAGCGAGCGAGGGCCUAAGUUGCGCGCCCUACCGUACCUACCACUCUUAUGUUGUACACAAGACCCUCUAUGACGCCAUGCAUUUUAUCAGCGGACGAGCUUGAGCUGCAUUGCCCACUAAUGUCGUCUUUGCACUGCUUCUUGAUUUCGCCUACGACGCCUAGCGCGGUCGUGUUGUGUUCCUCGACGGCAAAGUGAGUCGAGACGGAGUCGGCCGUCAACGCCUUUCGUCUAUUACGACUGCGCAGACUUCCGAGCAAAUCCUGCACGUCGAUCUCGAAUAUAUGAAUCAGAUUCACGCUUGCCUGUCGUUGGGACUACGCCUUGGGAGGCGUAGUGUUACGCCAGAGGGUGUUCCGGUGCAGCCUCGCCCUCGAUUCCGCCAGAGUUGAAGAAGACCUUUGUGAUCACCUAAACACUUGAUUGACAUGGCCCGGCGUGUAUAUUGCAGAGCCGUGUAUGACGAUGUGUCGAGCCGAGACAGGCGCGUUGCGGUCGAUGUGUGUCGAGCUGCGAAGGGCGCGCAGGCGUUGCGAGAAGGACGAGCACAAAUCUGCGCAGCCCAACAGAGCCAUCCUUCGAUCCGUUUUUGCCACUCGCGACUGUUGUGAGAGGCGAAAUUGUGCGGUGCUGUGAGCUCGUUGCAAAAGUACAAAGGUACUCGCUUUGGAUGGCGCCCCCUCCCCUCCCCCCACCGAUUCGACGAAAUCUUUUCCCCGCCCGUCAUUGUGAUUUUUCAACGUCUUCAAGCUGGUCUUGAACAAACCAUCCAAGCUGGGCUUCAACGAUACGCAUUUGCUAUCAUCUGCAACAUACCGUCCGUCUAUCACCUACAACUCGACUUGUUCGCAUGAUGCGCCUCUUCACACUUUCCACCGCUAUCACUGCUGCUUCGUGAGUGUCCGCGUGUCUGACCCUCGCCAUGCAGGCGACUUUGAUUCUCGCUCGCUCGCUCGCUCACUCUCUCACUCUGCUUUGUCCAUCCUGACAGAUUGUAUGCUGCCAGAGCUGCCCCGAUACCGCAGCCUGAGAAGAGCAUGGAGAUGCAGCAGCGAAGUGUCAUCCCAUUCGAGGAGUCGUCAACUUUCGUUUCUUCCCUGCAAGGGAGAAGCCCCAGCUUCAUCGGCGACAUUGGCGAUUCCUGGAAGGCCAAAUUCGAUCACUAUGUGGAUGUGGCGAAGCAUCCCAUCCGGUACAUGAAGCAGCACUUUCACAACGAAAAGGAGCAAUUGGAGCAAGCUGCUAAACAGAAGGAGCAAGAGGCAAAGGCCAAAGCCCACGCGAUUGCCAAUCCCAUCGAGACGACUCAAGCCAAGAUCGACGCUAAAGAGAAGGAGCUGCAGAAACAUUACGAAAAGACCGUCAAUACCAUCACCAAUCCUGAACAGGCUGCUGAAGCUGCGCUGAAGAAGAAAGAGGCCGAAGUGAGCGGUCAAUUUGACAAGUACAAGAACGCCGUCGAGAAUCCUGGCAAGACGGCCGAAAAUUGGCUCAAGCCUCAGCUCAUGGCGCCCAAUUGA
Molecule: messenger RNA, 5442 nt
Organism: Ceraceosorus bombacis
Lineage: Eukaryota; Fungi; Basidiomycota; Exobasidiomycetes; Ceraceosorales; Ceraceosoraceae
Source: the annotation of a GenBank genome assembly